AUGGCUGCGAAUUCGAAUUCGACUUCGAGUCCGAAUGCGGACAAUGCAAGGCCAAUGUUGCUUCCGGAGAUCGGACCCGACGGAGUUCCCCGAGAAUCUCCUAUUAUCGCCUACACGGAAAAGAUAAUAGAAGCAGAGCAACUACAAUUGAGAAAAUACAUUGAAGAAAAUUAUUCCAAGAUUCGUGAUGUUGAACGAGAAUUGGGAAAUCUUACAAUGGAAAUGAAGCUUACUUCUGGACCAAAGAAAGCUGCCCUUGAACACAUGCGAAAGAAAAUAGAAUUGUCAACUGAGAGAAUUCGGGUUGCCAAGCUGAAUGAAGAACAAGCACGACAGGCCUGGGAAGCAGCAUCGAAAGCUGUAAAGGAUGAAGAAGCAAUUAAACAGAAGCUUUGUGAAGACUUGAAUAAUCUGGUUCAGGAAAGUAGCCACACACAGUUUACUAGACUGGAAGAAUUGAAAAGGCGUCUGGAGGCUUUAAACCCGAGCAGAUCAUCCAUUCAUGCACCCUCUGAUGGGAAUCCAAGGGGACCAGCACAACAUAGUAUAACUCAGGAUACUUCCACAGUAAGUACAUCAGAACCAGCAACUGGACUGGCUAUUAUUACAUCCAGUCGAGGGAAUGUUCCCCAAACAAAUGGCCAGAACCAACAGCCUUCUCUUGAUGGUGACGGAAGAGGGAAGAAGAAAACUAUGAACCCCGGGAGAGGAAGGGGAAUAGGAGCAGGACUCAAAGGCAGAGGUUCAGCACCACCCGGGUGGACUGGGGCUGGCUUUGAUGUGGAUGGUAGAUAUUGA
Molecule: messenger RNA, 798 nt
Organism: Fraxinus pennsylvanica
Lineage: Eukaryota; Viridiplantae; Streptophyta; Magnoliopsida; Lamiales; Oleaceae
Source: the annotation of a GenBank genome assembly